Messenger RNA from Colletotrichum graminicola M1.001, 456 nucleotides. RefSeq lists its product as uncharacterized. The coding region runs from base 1 to 456 and encodes 151 amino acids. Lineage: Eukaryota; Fungi; Ascomycota; Sordariomycetes; Glomerellales; Glomerellaceae. The record is from RefSeq and is a predicted model, not a curated record. The transcript has a single exon. Gene Ontology annotation, molecular function: ATP-dependent chromatin remodeler activity; ATP binding.
AUGCAACGCGUCCAGGAGCUCGAAGACGCCAACAAAACAAGCUCCCUGCUCUCCAAAGGCGGCCAUGUCGCAGCCAAGAAACUGAGAAACGGCAGAGGACUUCCGCUGAAGUACCAGAAACCCUGGCGUGUCACCCACGCGGCCAACAAAGAAACCAUGAGGCUGUUCGGUGCCUCUUUUCCGAUCCUCAUCCUCGACGAGACCCAGGAGGUAAAUAACCACAAGGCGGAGCUUCACUCAGCCGCGAUGACACUGCCUUAUGACGCUUUCCUGGGUAUCACAGGCACAUUCGUGCCCAGCAAGUGGAUGGAUAUCUAUGGACUUAUCAAGAUCCUGCCUGGAAACCCCUUCGACUCAUUCGAGGACUUUAUGAAGUGUUUUGCCCAGUCUCCAGACUUGACCGACCUUUCCAAGGAUGACGCUCUGGUGCUUUAUCUCGACUCUCACCAGGGUUAG